AUAGUAGCCUGGGAUUUCACAUUUGUGGGAGGGUAUUCAUGCAAGAAGUAUAAACAACAAUUUGAAGGGUAUAGUAUUUCUCCUUUGUUUUCUCCAUUGCCUUCUUCGAUCACCAGAGAAGAGGGAAACAGGCAUAAGCUCUUCUUCCUCCUCCUCAACAGCAAUUCUCCUCCUCCUCCUCCUCAACAGCAAUUCAGGAAGCCAUCAAACUUGCCAUUUCGAUACAACUUCAUCCAUGGUUCAGAUCAAGGAAUUUCGAAUUGUCAUGCCUAUGUCGAUGGAAGAGUAUGAAAUAGGGCUCAGCUACACCAUCAUGAAGAUGGAGCAGCAAAACACGAACAGCAAGGAAGGUGUAGAGGUACUGCAGCAGGUCCCAUUUGAGGAUGAGAAACUUGGCAAGGGCCAAUUCACAUCAAAAGUAUAUCAUUUGCAGAGCAAAAUUCCAUCUUGGAUGAAAGGCUUCGCUCCGGCAAGUGCUCUCACUGUGCAUGAGGACUCCUGGUGUGCAUUUCCGAAGAGUAGAACAGUGAUCAAGUGCCCACUUUUCAGCAAGUGUUCAUUGACCAUCGACACCGUAAAUAGACCCGACAAUGGUUGCUCUGAGAAUGUGCAUAACUUAAGCAGUGAGCAAUUGGCUGCAAGAGAAGUCGAGGUCAUCAGCAUCGCAUCGAUGUCGCGAGACUACUGGAGUAAGGUGAUCGGCGCUCCAAAUAUCGACCUGACAGCCUUCAAGUCACAGAGAACAGAGCGAGGCCCUCUUCUGAAGGGGUGGAUGGAUUCAUGCCGUCCGGUCAUGACCACGUACAAGCUGGUGAUCAUGGAUGCUCCUAUCUGGGGCGUGGGCGAACGGAUCGAAGACUGCAUCAUCGCGGGGGAGAGGGCGUUGUUCCUGGCAUGCCACCGGCUGUGCUUCGCGUGGAUCGACGAGUGGUACGGCAUGACCAUGGAGCAUAUCCGAGAGAUGGAGCGGCAGACCGACAUGCUGCUCAAGAAGACGCUGAAAAAGCCUGCGAAGGCCGGGAAUAAGCACGAGGGCAAGAGGAAGACCCUCAAAGAUGAAAUCGCCGUGGGGAGCUGCACGUAGCAACUCGGCACUCGGCUGAAUCAUACCAGAUGUGAUUCCUUAGGACUGAUGGUGUGAGUGCAGCAAGGUAUAGAAAUCAGCUGUGCUGUACAUGGGACAGAUUUGGAGUGUACAUGAAUCUGGCAAAUUUAAUAACUGUGCAUAACUACAUAUGCAUCCA
Molecule: messenger RNA, 1244 nt
Organism: Phragmites australis (common reed)
Lineage: Eukaryota; Viridiplantae; Streptophyta; Magnoliopsida; Poales; Poaceae
Exons: 10
Coding region: 236-1084 (282 amino acids)
Biological process (GO): phospholipid transport
Source: RefSeq, a predicted model, not a curated record